UAGAGCAGAGGCAGGAGCUGGAGGGACAGCGGAGUCCAGGAUGGGGAGCUCAGCUGGGGCUGCAGUUGUCCUCUUUCUUGUCCUCUGGGAACCAGCAGGUGCCUUCUGGCUUUUCAACGUGCUCUUCCCACCCAGUACCACCCCAGAAGCAGCUCUCUCCAACAACACUCCCCCUGUGGUGCUUGUGCCUGGUUGCCUGGGAAACCAACUAGAGGCCAAGCUGGACAAGCCGGAUGUGGUGAACUGGAUGUGCUACCGCCAGACAGAUGACUUCUUCACCAUCUGGCUGAACCUCAACAUGUUCCUGCCUCUUGGGGUUGACUGUUGGAUUGACAAUACAAAAGUGAUCUACAACAGGACAACUCGGAGGGUGUCCAAUGCUCCUGGAGUCCAAAUCAGAGUCCCUGGGUUUGGCAAAACCCACUCAGUGGAAUACCUGGACAGGAGCAAACUGGCAGGGUACAUGCACACACUGGUGCAGCACCUGGUCAACAAUGGCUAUGUGAGAGACCAAACCGUGCGGGCCGCCCCCUAUGACUGGAGGAUUGGGCCUAAUCAGCAAGAGGAAUACUUCUGCGACCUGCGCAGCCUUGUGGAGGAAAUGCGUAAGGCCUACCAGAAGCCUGUCUUCCUCAUUGGACACAGCCUGGGAAACCUCAACAUCCUCUAUUUCCUCCUCCAGCAGUCCCAGGCCUGGAAACGCCAGAACAUCCGGGGCUUCAUCUCCCUGGGGGCUCCUUGGGGGGGAGCAGUGAAGCCCAUAAGGGUCCUGGCCUCAGGUGAUGACCAGGGCAUCCCCAUUAUGUCCAGCAUCAAAUUGCGCGAGGAGAAGCGCAUGACCACGGCCAGCCCCUGGAUGUUCCCAGACACAAUGGCGUGGCCCGAGACCCAUGCCUUCAUCUCCACCCCAUCCUACAACUACACCUACCAGGACUACCAACGCUUCUUCACUGACAUUAACUUUGAGGAUGGCUGGUACAUGUGGAACGACACCAAGGACCUGCUGAAGGGGCUGCCUGCACCAGGGGUAGAGGUGUAUUGCAUCUAUGGCACGGGUUUUCCCACUGCGGAAACCUACAUUUACAACGACCGCUUCCCCUACGAGGACCCCAUUGACUUCGUGUAUGGGGAUGGGGAUGACAGCGUUAACCGCCGCAGCCUAGAGCUCUGCAAGCGAUGGCAUGGCCAGCAGGAACAGAAGGUGCACGUGGUGGAGAUGCCUGGCGUCGAGCAUCUCAACAUGGUCUUUGACAACCGUACCCUCAACUACAUCAAUGAAAUCCUGCUGGGAAACUUUGGGAAUGCCACAGCUGCAGAAGAUGAAGCAGGGAAAGGAGGAAGAGGCUUCUCAGAGACCCAACACAAAGUCAGACAGGAGAAAUGAAGACCCUGCGCUGAGGAGAUUGGGGCCUCUUGCAUAGACAGGAAGCAGGAUGACUCAUGUGUGCCCACCAUCUCCCAAAGACUAUAGUGUUAUGUGCAACACAGCUGGAUGUAGAGGUGCCUUGCAGGAUCCUGCCUCCCCGCUUCUUCUGAGAGGGAAAUACUCCUCCAAAUUGCUCCUGCCAACAGCUGCCUGGCAAAUUUCCAUUGCUGGUGUGAUUGUUGGGGCCCCUGAGAGUUCAUGUUCCCCCAGACAAUGUUUUUCCCGACUAUAGCUAUUACAAAUCUCAUUUCAUUUAUCUGUUGGAGAUAAAGGUAUUGUACAUUA
This is a messenger RNA of Lacerta agilis (Sand lizard), 1711 nucleotides long. It is a transcript of the gene LCAT, whose product is annotated as lecithin-cholesterol acyltransferase. Gene Ontology annotation, biological process: lipid metabolic process. Bases 41 to 1384 code for a protein of 447 amino acids. NCBI's taxonomy places the organism in Eukaryota, Metazoa, Chordata, Lepidosauria, Squamata, Lacertidae. The transcript has 6 exons. Gene Ontology annotation, molecular function: phosphatidylcholine-sterol O-acyltransferase activity. The record is from RefSeq and is a predicted model, not a curated record.